Messenger RNA from Psammomys obesus (fat sand rat), 3102 nucleotides. It is a transcript of the gene Gcfc2, whose product is annotated as GC-rich sequence DNA-binding factor 2. The record is from RefSeq and is a predicted model, not a curated record. Lineage: Eukaryota; Metazoa; Chordata; Mammalia; Rodentia; Muridae. The transcript has 17 exons. Gene Ontology annotation, biological process: mRNA splicing, via spliceosome. The coding region runs from base 24 to 2321 and encodes 765 amino acids. Gene Ontology annotation, molecular function: DNA binding. Gene Ontology annotation, cellular component: nucleus.
GACGCGCGCCGGCCUUGUGGGAUAUGGCGCUCAGGCCUCAGAAGACCUUCAGGCGGCGCCAGGUGGAGUCCAGCGACAGCGACGGCGACGGCGCGGAGGAGCGGAGCGCCGAGGAGCCGGCGAAGGCAGGCGGAGGAGCCGAGGGAGCCGGGCGGCCGCGCGGGGCCCGCGGCGCCCGGGGCCGCGUCUGGGCGAGUUCCCGGCGCAGCCCCGGGGCCGCUCCACGCGAGGACCGCGACGCAGAAUCCAGAAAAGCUGAUCUCUCCUCUGAUGAAGAAGAAGGAACACAUCCCUUAUCGGAAAGUAAGGAUGACCAGAGUCCAUCCUCCAAUAGCUCUAGUUCUCUGGAAGAAAAGGAAGUUUCACCCAUAGUUAAGAUCCCCGAUGCAGCUUUUAUUCAGGCAGCCCGCAGAAAACGUGAGUUGGCCAGGACCUCACGUGACUAUAUUUCAUUGGAUGUAAACCAUCCGUCCACCACUUCUGACAGUAAGAGAAGCAGUGAAGAGGACCCACAGAGUGAUCCUGAUGACCAUGAAAAGAGAAUACUCUUUGCUCCAAAACCUCAAACACUCAGACAAAGAAUGGCUGAAGAAACAUCAAUCGGAAAUGAAGAAGCAAGUGAAGAGAGUCAGGAAGAUGAAAAUGAAGAUAUUUGGGAACAGCAGCAAAUGAGGAAAGCAGUUAGGAUCACAGAGGGACAAAACAUAGACCUUUCCCACAGCAGUAAAUCUCAAACAGUGAAGAAGUUUGAUACUUCCAUUUCAUUUCCACCAGUAAAUUUGGAAAUUAUAAAGAAACAAUUAAAUAAUAGAUUAGCAUUACUGCAGGAAUCUCAUCGGUCGCACCAGAGAGAAUAUGAAAAGUACGUGCAAGACAUCAAGAGUUCAAAGACUGCUAUUGAGAACCUCGAGAACACAUCAGAUCAAACUCUAAACUACAAAUUCUACAAAGGCAUGAAAACUUACGUGGAAAAUAUAAUUGAUUGUCUAAAUGAAAAGAUUAUCAGCAUUGAAGAACUAGAAUCAUCUACAUACACAUUGCUUUUAAAACGGUCAGAAGCUCUUCUGAAACGGAGGCAAGAUGAGUUAAAAUGUGAAUCAUUGUAUUUGCAACUGUUACCACGCAAAGCAGAGACAUCGGCAAAUGGAAGCUUGGCUGUAGAUGAAAAGGAUCAGCGGACUUUAGAAGAGAUUGAAGCUCGAAGGAUGCAGAGAAGACAGACAAGGGUGCUCACUGGCAGCUGUGCUCAUCAGGAAGGGACAUCUAGUGAGGAUGAGCUGUCUCCUGCAGAGAUGACUGACUUCCAAAAACGCCAAGGUGACAUUUUACAAGAUUGUAAGAGAGUUUUUGAAGAUGUGCAUGAUGAUUUUUGUAACGUCCAGAAUAUUUUAUUGAAAUUUCAGCAGUGGCGCGAAAAGUUUCCUGAUUCCUACUAUGAAGCCUUCGUUGGUUUCUGCUUACCAAAGCUUUUAAGUCCCCUCGUACGAGUUCAGUUGCUUGAUUGGAACCCUCUUAAGAUUGACUCUAUGCAUCUAAAGAAGAUGCCCUGGUUCACAGCCAUAACAGAGUUUAUGGACAGCAGCACGGAUGAUCCAAGAAAAGAUGGUUCUGAUAAAAAAAUUUUGUCUGCUGUCAUCAACAAAACAGUUGUUCCUCGCCUUAUAGAUUUUGCAGAGAUCAUUUGGGAUCCCCUGUCAACCUCACAGACAAGAAGUUUAACAAUGCACUGCAGAGUGGUUUUUGAAGAGUCUGCUUCUGAAAAUGAAGUUAGUAAAAGCAAACAGGAUUUACUUAAAGCUGUUGUUGCAAGAAUGAAGAAGUCAAUAGAAGAUGAUGUCUUUAUUCCUCUAUAUCCAAAGAGUUCUGAAGAAGGAAGACUGUCACCAUACUUAAAGUUUCAAGAAAGACAGUUCUGUGGAGCUCUAAAGCUCUUCCGCAAUAUUCUUCUUUGGAAUGGACUUCUUCCAGAUGAUACCUUGCAAGACCUGGGACUGGGGAAGCUGCUGAAUCGCUACCUUAUUAUCGCUCUUGCUAAUAAUGCCUUCCUUGGACCAGAUGUUGUUAAAAAGUGCAGCCAGAUAGCAGCAUGUCUACCGGAAAAAUGGUUUGAGAACUCUGCUAUGAGGACAUCAAUUCCCCAGCUAGAAAACUUCGUUCAGUUUUUGCUGCAGUCGGCACAUAAAUUAUCUACAGGUGAAUUCAGGAAUGAAGUCAAUGAAAUAAUUCUCAUCCUGGUAAAGGUAAAAGCUUUGAAUCAAGCCGAAUCCUUCAUAGAGGAGCACCACCUGGAUCCCCUCACACCCCCAAUUACAGGUGUUUGAGUGCGCUAUACGGAGGUGCUGAGAGUCAUGGGUGAGGUACUCAGGGCCUUUGCUUGUGCACAGCUGGAGUCUCUUGGCUUCCUCUGUGCCCUGAAAAGCUGUCCUUUCUGGUGUGGUGUCUGAGGGGAUUAUAUGCAGAGCAGCAAUUAAGAGUUCCACAUGUUUCUCUUUAAUUCUCUCAAUCUGAGAAGGAAAGGAAGACAUCUCACCACAGAAGCAAGUCCAGAGUCAAAAUAAACUUCAGCUUGGACAUUCUUAAAACUUAAACUGUUGACAAAUCAGCUCAUGAGGAAGUCUUCAAGUGAAUACUUGUUAAAUGGUUGACAUUCUUAUUACAGAUUGUCCUUCCAAAAUCUGUACUGAUUUAUUGUAUGAACUCAGUGAAAGAGGGCCAGUGGGUCUCCAGAUUUUUAAUUCGUUGUCAGUUUAUUAAGGAAAAAAAAAAAUCUUAUAAAAAAAGAUGUAUCUGUUUUUAUAUGUGUGGUCAUGUUUGCACCUGGGUGGGUUUAGCAGCACGACCAUGCGGGGACAGAAAGGCACCUGAUCCCCUGGAACUAUAGUCCAGGAGAUUGUGGGCCACCUGAUGCAGGUGCUCAGAAGAUAUUGUGACCACUGAGCCGUUCCUCCAGGCCCUGCUAAAGAAUAGAGAUGUGUUGGUUUGGGCCAGCUGUAAUUCUUUUUCGAAUGUCCACCUUUUUGUACAGGCUUAUAAGACUUUUAUAUUAAAAAUAAUACUGAUUUUUUUGUCUGUGCUCUGGCAAACAGUUUUUCAAAAACUUAA